Molecule: messenger RNA, 1991 nt
Organism: Punica granatum (pomegranate)
Lineage: Eukaryota; Viridiplantae; Streptophyta; Magnoliopsida; Myrtales; Lythraceae
Source: RefSeq, a predicted model, not a curated record
UCCGCCUAGAUGAUUUACGGUGAAUUCAAACCUAUCACCGUAAGUUCGAGGACUUGUUCAUUGUUUAGUGUGAUCUCAACAGCUCCACACCUCUUCAAGGAAGAUCAAAUUGUAUGGUAAAAACUGUAAACCGUAUGCUAUAUCCCAAUCCAAGAAGGGAGACAAAGUUACUUACCCUUCACAUGAAUCUCAAACGAUGCCCCAAAAAAAAAAAAAGAAGAAGCAGGGUUUGACUCGUGCUCUCCGUUUGAUCUGUGACUCACUUUAUUACAUCAUUUCAGUUCCUAUCAAUGAUCUGAAUCAUGAUCAUCCCCCUUUCCGAUGAAUUCCCACUAGAUCCUUUCCUUCCCCUCCUCUCUACGGUCGAAAACGACAACGGACCAGAAAAUAAAUUCAAUUGCAUGGAGCUCCGUUUUCACAUGCAUUAUGUGCUCAUAGAUCAUCUUGAAAUCCAUUGGAUCAUCAACCGCUUCAUUUCUAGUUUCAUGUUGGAAAGUGAGAUUAAAACAAUGCCAGUAAAUAAUCAACUUUCCAAAUCUGGAGGAGUUUCUAUUCGAUAGCUACGUACCUAUACGCCUCUCUGAUUGACCACCAAGUAGGCACGGAGUCGCUCGUAUUGACGGUCAUGCAGAUAUCCCAAGUUUAUACUGCACAGGUCCCUUCUACAUCAGUUGAUGGUGGUCUCAACGCGUCUCCUCUUUACAUCAUCAAUCCAUCGAACCCUUGUCCAUCCAUGCAUGCGUCAUGCACGACAUUGUAUAUCAAUCGUGCUGAGUUCGUUCCUUCAUUUUAAGUGAGAUCAUGGGUAUUAUGACUUUCUAUUCACUAAAAUUAAUCUCAUUUGGCGAUCGGUUUGCUCAAGCACAAGGUUCUACCUGGGAUUACAUGUGGCUAAUUUACCGUCACAUCCUCUAAAUUGGUAAAAGUUCGUUCUAAGGGAUCAAACAGUAAAUUUUGGGAUUGUUAGAGGGAAGAAGUAUAUAAUCCAAUCGCAAGACACUCAUACUCCAAGUAACGGUCACACGGGCAUCAAAGUGGUUUUCCCCCCAAAACGUGAUCGCAUUUAAACCCCAAAACUCUUCACUCACACUCCCUACUUAUCCCCCGCGCCCUCGUAAGCUUAUACCCCAACUCUCAGCUCUCACUCCCUCUCAUCAAACUCUUCAACUCGUCAGACCUUCCUAUCCGAGACAAUGGAAAACUGCCGAAAGUCCCCGUUUAAGCCGUGGAAGAAGGGCCCGGCACGGGGCAAGGGUGGCCCUCAGAACGCCUCCUGCUCUUACCGAGGGGUGAGGCAGAGGACUUGGGGCAAAUGGGUUGCUGAGAUCAGGGAGCCGAAGAAGCGGACACGGCUCUGGUUGGGCUCGUUCGCCACGGCAGAGGAGGCAGCCAUGGCGUACGACGAGGCUGCAAGGAGGCUGUAUGGGCCCGAGGCAUACCUUAACUUGCCCCACCUCCAGGCGGGCCAGAGCUUCCCGAACAAGGCCCACAACAAGUUCAAGUGGUUCCCUUCGAGGAACUUCAUAUCGAUGUUCCCCUCGUGCGGGCUGCUCAACCUCAAUGCCCAGCCCAGCGUUCAUGUCAUUCACCAGAGGCUCCAGGAACUCCAGCAUAGGACUGGUCCCUCGGACUCCAAGGCCGAGAAGACUGACAGAGACGACCACAGGUCGAAGGAGAAGGAUCAGGUGGAGACUGGACCUAGUGAGGAGAAGCCGCAGAUUGAUCUGAAUGAGUUUCUCCAGCAGAUGGGGAUCCUGAAAGGGGAGGAUCCACCGGAGAAGAAUGACUCGGAAGAGCACAACCAGGUGGUGCAAGAAACACCAUUCAAGGAAUAUGAUCCACUGGCCAUUUUCGAGGACAAGAACUUCGACUGGGAUGCGCUGAUCGAGAUGCAGGGCUUUGGAGGUCACCAGGAAGGAGGAACAAGCAGUUGUCAGCUCUACGAUAUCGGUGAAGGCCUCACAUUGCCUUCCACCAUUUGGAACUUCUGA